AUGACUAAGUCAAACCAGGAGCCCUGGCAGGUUCUCGGUCAGUUUCUACAGUUUCCGGACGCCGAACACGAGCUAUGGUGGCACCGUAUUGCCCCGAUCAUCGGGCGAGCUUUAAUUCGCACCGGUUGCAGCGUUGAAUCACAAUUCAGGCACCUUCUGUUGAUUCAAUGUACGGUUCUCCCUUUUCUCGGCCACUACCCAGCUGAGAAAGGGAGGAAUAUCACCUGGCGUUCUUGUAUCGCGGGCGAUGAAGGAGGAGGAGGUCCUAUGGAUGUCAGCGUCAACUAUCAACAAAACUGCAAGAGCACGGUCCGAAUGAACCUCGAGCCGAUUGGAUCCCAUGCCGGGAUGCAUGACGACCCAAUGAAUCAAGUCGCCCCUAGGGAGAUGCUCAGCCGGCUGGCCAAAUUCCAAUCUGGAAUUGACCUCACCUGGUACGACCAGCUCGAGAAUGACAUGAUCCUCAAGAACCAGGACAUGUUACCGCUGUACAAGGAUGUUCUCUCACAGUUCGAUAACAAGACGCAAACGCUCUUCGGGCUCGAUCUCGGCGAAGGCUCGGUCACUGUGAAAGCCUACUUCUUUCCUCUCCUAAGAGCGUCUGCCACAAGAGCCGACUGGAUUAGCAUCAUGUUCGAGAGCAUGAGGAAUCUCAGCGGUAUGGAAGAGGGGAUUAUCUGUGAGUUAGGCAUAAUUGAGGAGUAUACCCGGUCGAUAAGCCAUAAACUGCUCCCAGAGCAUUCCGAAGUCGGAUUCGAUUGCAAGAGUCCCGCGCAGUCUCGAAUCAAGAUCUACGCCGCAAUGAAGGUAUCCUCCCUGCAGGAUCUCUAUGACUUCCACACGCUAGGAGGGCAUUUAAAGGGUCCAUCUAUCGAGCAGGGGUUCGAAAUCCUGUCCAAAUUGUGGCACAUGGUAUACCCUAAGCUUCUCCCUCACGGAAAGUCCAGGGAGUUCUUGCAGGUCCACUGCAACUGGGAACUCUCGCUGAAAAAUCCUACCCCCGUACCGAAGACGUACUUCCUUGUUGCGGACGAACUUGACACGCACAUCUCUAGUGCUGUAAUUUCUCUCUUCCGUGACCUAGGAUGGCAUCAGCAUGCAGAAAAUCAUGAAGCUCUAGAGAGGGAGUCAUAUCCUACUUACGAUCCUAAGACAAGCACGGGGAUAUACACGUGGCUUGCUUUUGCCUAUUCAGAAUCAUCGGGUCCAUAUAUCACGGUAUACCUGAAACCUCCUGCUCCUACUCCUGCUGGUGAUAACAUGUUGCUAUAA
Messenger RNA from Penicillium concentricum, 1272 nucleotides. RefSeq names its product aromatic prenyltransferase. NCBI's taxonomy places the organism in Eukaryota, Fungi, Ascomycota, Eurotiomycetes, Eurotiales, Aspergillaceae. The transcript has 2 exons. Gene Ontology annotation, biological process: alkaloid metabolic process. Gene Ontology annotation, molecular function: transferase activity, transferring alkyl or aryl (other than methyl) groups. The record is from RefSeq and is a predicted model, not a curated record. The coding region runs from base 1 to 1272 and encodes 423 amino acids.